UCCGGUUUCCGCCUCCCGUCUGCUUCCGGAAGCUCAGCUCAAAAUGCUGAAGUGCUCCUGCGAAGUCGCUGGUGCUGUGGAAGUUGGAGUCUGUUCUUGGGCCUGAGCCUCGAGGCCAGGCUCCUGGGUGUCGUUAAUGUUCGGGGCCGCCGGGCGCCAACCGAUCGGAGCUCCAGCCGCCGGGAACAGCUGGCAUUUCAGUCGAACCAUGGAAGAACUUGUUCACGAUCUCGUCUCAGCGUUGGAGGAGAGCUCAGAGCAAGCUCGAGGUGGCUUUGCUGAAACGGGAGACCAUUCUAGAAGUAUAUCCUGCCCUCUGAAACGCCAGGCGAGGAAGCGGAGGGGGAGAAAACGAAGGUCGUAUAACGUGCAUCACCCGUGGGAGACGGGUCACUGCCUAAGCGAAGGCUCUGAUUCUAGUUUAGAAGAACCAAGCAAGGACUAUAGAGAGAAUCACAAUAAUAAUAAGAAGGAUCACAGUGACUCUGACGACCAGAUGUUGGUGGCAAAGCGCCGGCCAUCCUCCAACUUGAAUAAUAACGUGCGGGGGAAAAGACCUCUGUGGCACGAGUCGGACUUCGCCGUGGACAGCCUCGGGAACCGAACUCUGCGCAGGAGACGGAAGGUCAAGCGCAUGGCCGUGGACCUGCCCCAGGACAGCGCCAGCAAAAGGACCAUGACCCAGCCCCUGGAAGGCUCCAGAGAUCAGGACAUGGACAAUGAUAACAGAGCGUACCAGUACCAAGAGUUCACCAAGAACAAGGUCAAAAAAAGGAAACUGAAAAUAGUUAGACAAGGACCAAAAAUCCAAGAUGAAGGCGUAGUUUUAGAAAGUGAGGAAAUAAGCCAGACCAGUAAGGACAAAAUGGAGUAUGAAGAACAAAAGGUCUCAGAUGAACUCAUGAGUGAAAGUGAUUCCAGCAGUCUCAGCAGCACUGAUGCUGGUUUGUUUACCAAUGAUGAGGGAAGACAAGGUGACGAUGAGCAGAGUGACUGGUUUUACGAGAAGGAAUCCGGGGGAGCGUGUGGCAUCACUGGAGUCAUUCCCUGGUGGGAGAAGGAAGAUCCUACCGAGCUAGACACAAAUCUAGCAGAUCCUGUCUUUGAAAGUAUCUUAACUGGUUCUUUCCCCCUCAUGUCACAUCCGGGAAGAAGAGGUUUCCAAGCUAGACUCAGUCGCCUUCAUGGAAUACCUUCCAAGAAUAUUAAAAAAUCUGGAGGGACCCCAGCUUCAAUGGUGACCACUCCUGGGCCAGUCAGUAAUAAGAGAAUGGUUCAUUUUUCCCCAGAUUCUCAUCACCAUGACCAUUGGUUUAGCCCUGGGGCUAGGACAGAGCAUGGCCAGCUUCUGAGAGAUAACCGAGCUGAAAGAGGACACAAGAAAAACUGUUCUGUGAAAACAGCCAGCAGGCAAACAAGCAUGCACUUAGGAUCCCUAUGCACGGGAGAUAUCAAACGGAGAAGAAAAGCUGCACCUUUGCCUGGACCUACUACCACAGGAUUAGUAGGAGAAAAUGCCCAGCCAAUCCUCGAAACCAACAUUGGAAACCGAAUGCUGCAGAACAUGGGCUGGACACCGGGGUCAGGCCUCGGGCGAGACGGCAAGGGGCUCGCUGAGCCGAUUCAAGCCGUGCAGAGGCCCAAAGGGCUAGGACUCGGAUUUCCUCUACCAAAAAGCACUCCCGCCACCACUGCCCCCAGUUCAGGAAAAUCCGCCUAAGCAGAGAAGCACAGGAGAGAUGUUUUACAAGUCUGAUUUGCUACUCGCAUCUACCCCAUUGUUCUCAGAUCGCAACAUAGCUUCUGUGUUCGAAGCACAAAUCUGCCACCGCCUCGCCCCUGUCGCUCUAGCUUCCUCGCCGCGCCGAGUCCUGCCGCAGUGAUAGAAAUGGGAUUUCAUCACAGGUCAUGGUGCUAAAGUAAAAGCCUUUCUUUACCUUUUCACAUUUUUCAGUGAUUCCAGCUCCUAGGUAUGAAGAACAGCUCGUUUCUCUUAUUUAUUUUGAUCUCAUACGUCAGUAACGUCUAAAGGUUUAGCGUGAUUCACUCGUGUGUGUGUGUGUGUGUGUGUGUGUGUGUGUGUGUGCACGCGCGCAUGUGGUACCCGAGCUCCUCCAGAGGUUUCUGAAAUGGGAUCGGCCGGAAAGGGUUGUGUCUCACGUCAUCCCCGUCUGUUGUAACCGUAGACACCUAUCACCACAGCAGUGAAGUCCCAAGCAAGUCUUUGUUUGAGAGGCUGGUCAGUUUCAUAUUCCCUGAAAUUGGCUUUUUUUGUUAAGGUGUCACCCGGGCGUCUUCAAUCCUUGGACAGUGGAGUAUGAAGUUCACAGCUGACAAACAGCAAUUAAUGUUGCCCUCUGACAUUUUGACAAAAAUAAACCUCAUCAUUAUGAUCACCAGAGUGCCCUCAACAAUUACUUUAAUGCAGAUUUUACCAAUUUUACCUCAUUUAAAACAUAAAAUAAUUAUUGAAAGAAAAGAAGUGUAUUUUUUAAAUUCACCAUGACUGAACAGUAAAUUCUGUUCAUCCAAACUUACUUCUACCUCUUUCUUCCCAAAGGGUGAUAUUUUUUUAAGAGCAACUCAACUGUAGUAAACUGAUUUUAAAUUUUAACUAUUGGAGUAAAUUAGAGUAUCAAAUCAAUUUAUUUGAAGAUUUAAAUGGCUCUCCCAAGAAUUCAGAUUUCUAGCAAUGAUCCAGACCAUUUACAAGGUGAACAAAAAAAUAAAUAAAUAAAGAAUGGUACAGCUUUGCCCUUUCUAACAUUUAAGCAGUACUUUAAAACCAAGCCAAACAAAUCGUUCUUAUUAUGUGCCUGGUCUUGCUAUGUCUGAAUCACCUGCUUCACUACGUCGGAUUUGAAACUGCUCUGUUUAGAUGUUGGUUAGUUACCAUCUUUCUUCUUAAGGACUAAUAUUCUCUUUGUAAUGAUCUUUAUUGGUUGAGUAAAGGCCAAGAUAACACAAUGUGAAUCACAUUUCUAAGGGCUUUGUUUUUCUAGAGUGUUAGGUUCACAGCAAUAUUAAGGGGAAGAUGCAGAGACUUCUCAGCCACCCUCUGCCCUACACAUGAACAGCCUUCCCCAUGAACAGCAUCCCCCAUGAACAGCAUCCCCAUGAACAGCGUCCCCCAUCAGAGUGGGACAUUUGCUACAGCUGGUGAACCUACAUUGACACGUCAUCAUCCCCCAAAAGCCACAGUUCAUACUACAGUUCACUCUUGGUGUUGAACAUUCCAUGGGCUUGGACAAACGUGUAUGCACCAUCCAUCAUACAGAGGCGUUUUAUGGUGAUAAAAUUCCUUUGUGCUCCUCUAAUAGGUUUUUGAAAAUUUGUAAAUCCCAAGACUUUUUUAAAGAGGGGAAAGGAGAUUUGUGCAUGUAGUAGAGCUGUCCCAGGUGGUCCCUGAAAGGAAGUACUGCCAGUGAGGGAAAGGAAGGUCAGCCUGCUAUGUGAAAGGCUUGGUGAUUUGCCAAAGUACACGUCCCUUUUAAGAAUUAUCUUCUUUCCUAGAGGUAUUGUGGUCAGAGGACAGGUUGGUUAGGGAACUAGAGCACCAGGUGAGCUGCUCUUUGAGCACAUUCUUGCUGGAUGAAGUAGCCCUUUUGUAUGAUUAUUUUCUACACGUUCAUUACUUAGAAAUUUGCCAUUUUUAAAAAAUGAUUUUUGUUAAAUGCCCAUUCUAUCUACGUAAGGGGUCAAAGUUGGAGGAGAUUGUCUAUAUUUUGGUUUAAAACUUCUUUGUGGUCAUGUAUCACGAGCUAGGAUCUGUUCAAAAGUGUUUUGGGUUUUUUGUUUUUUUGGUUUUUUUAACUAAUUCCAUUGCCUGAAGAUCUUCUGAAAUCCUAGCAUUUUGAAGAGCCAGAUUUGGAGCUACCAAUAACACACAAUGAAGUUAUCGUGAGACUGACCCCAGGCUCCGGAGGACUUAGCCCACUCCUUUUUCACAGAGAAAGAGCAGAGCGCAGAGCAGGCAGCACAAGGGAAUCCCUCAACUAAAUACUGAGCUUUAUGAAUACUUUUUACUGUCCUCCUGGACGGUGCUAGUCUUCUGAAACAACCCCUCUGAGCGCCUCCUCCCUGAGCUUGGGUGUGCUCUGUCUCUGCCCUCCCCAGAUAAUUCAUCUCUGUAGUUUCACUCAAUAGAAGAAAGGCCUCAAUCUUGAUAUCUAGAGUCCUCUAAGUAGUUCACAGACGACUGAAAAUAUUUCUUGCUCUAAGGAAGUGUUUAAGGAGAUCGAAUCCGAGACUCAGUGUUCAGAGCAGAGCAGUGGCGAUGUCCCAGGCUGCCCCGUGCGCUCACGCAGACCUGCACCAGGAGCACAUGCAUCCCCUCACCUUCCAGUCCUUAAGGGAAAUCACGGCACACCCAAAGUCCUGCUUGGACUGGAACUUUAUCAGAGAAAUAAACACAAUGGAAAAAUGGAAUUUUUAAUGUCAGUCAGACAUCUUUUAAGGUAUGAAGUUCACUAAUGUAUGUUUUAUAUAUAGUAAUAGCUAAUUUUGACCACUUACUAUGCCCAUAGAACUCAAAGCAUCCAAAGGAAUUCAUGCUUUAGAAUGUAUCAAUCAUAUCUCUUUAAAAAGAUGGUAAGAUUUUUCUCUUCGCUUUCAUAAAGCCACUCGUCUACAGUUUCUAAAGCCUCAUGUCAAAUUACAUGCUUGUGCUCCAAAUUUUAGAGUGUAUAGGUCCUUUCCGUUACCUUCCAAAUCAUCCAUUGCCCAGCAGCAGCCGAGAGAGGCUGAGCGUGGCUGUAUUAGCAAAUUAACUUUUUGCCUUUAUAUACUUGUUAUAGUUGAUAUUGACCAGAUUGUGUCCUGGGGUCAUUUCCUUCCUUCCUUCCUUCCUUCCUUCCUUCCUUCCUUCCUUCCUUCCUUCCUUCCUUCCUUCCUUUUUUCCUUCUUUUUCCCUAAUGUUUAAGGCUAUGUUCCCCUCAAAUUUCUUUGCCUUUAUUUUUAAAUUUUAUGGUACCCCUUUAAAAGAAAAUCCAUUGCUAACUGAAAUUUACCAAUUAGUUGAUCUCAGUGUUUGAAUACAUAGAUUUUUAUAACUCAUACCGUAGCCAUCAAACAGAAGAUAAGACAGUAGGGUUAAAGGUAUGAUAUGCCUGAUGUAUACUUAUAGGUGUGUUUACAGGGCACAUAUGUGUGCAAUAUACAGACAUGAUUGCAAAAUACUGCAUUUUAUUGAUAUGUUUAUUUUAACAUUGUGAAUUGAUAUUCUUGCAAUUAAUUGAACUGACAGUUGCUUCUCUUCAAUCUGUUUUUGUUUUGAGCAGAUAUUUCACAAAAGAGAAAAAUCACUGUUGACAUGCUUCUUAAAACUAUUUCCUCCUGUACUUUUUCUUUAAGAAAAAAAAAGUGAUCUAAAUUGGUAUUGUAAAAUGAAUUUGUUUAGCAAAGAAUAUUUUGGAUUUUUUUUUCUUUUGGUAGAAAGAUAUAUUAAUAAUACAACAAAGAAUGAAAGAAUAAAUGUAAUGUUUAAGAAUGUUAUUUAUAAGCAGUCCCUGUCUUUGUGCUUUAAAUGUUUCCCUCUUAAAGUAAUA
Messenger RNA from Camelus dromedarius (Arabian camel), 5546 nucleotides. RefSeq names its product G-patch domain containing 2 (gene GPATCH2). Gene Ontology annotation, cellular component: nucleus. Bases 137 to 1720 code for a protein of 527 amino acids. The transcript has 10 exons. The record is from RefSeq and is a predicted model, not a curated record. Lineage: Eukaryota; Metazoa; Chordata; Mammalia; Artiodactyla; Camelidae. Gene Ontology annotation, molecular function: nucleic acid binding.